This is a messenger RNA of Owenia fusiformis, 2101 nucleotides long. NCBI's taxonomy places the organism in Eukaryota, Metazoa, Annelida, Polychaeta, Sabellida, Oweniidae. The record is from the annotation of a GenBank genome assembly.
UUGGCAUUAACAUGCCCCGGUGGCUGGUUGGGAGGGGCGGGGAGAUGCUUUUUCUUCAGUGAGGAUAAAGAGGCGGGGUGGUACGGUGGGCGAGAUACAUGUAAAAAGAAGGACGAGUCUUCACAUUUACUUAAAAUUGACACACCAGAAGUAAAGAAAUUCAUAGAGGGCGAGGUCGCUAAAAGACCAGAUAAUUACUGGCUCACUGGCCUGCACAGACAUUCGGAUUAUAAGUGCCCGAUGAACUGGAGAUGGGAAGACGAUCAGAAUUCUGACCUAUCGUUUGUAAACUGGGAUUCAGAGCCAACCGAUUGGCGAGGUUCAGAACAUUGCGGGGAAAUAGAAAAGGAUGGAGUGUACAAUGAUGCAAGAUGUGAGAGCAAGAGAGGAUAUAUAUGUAAAACUACAAAUACAGGAACGUGUCCAAAGAAUUGGAUUAGCAACAGCAGAGAUUUGGUAUCACCGUGUUAUUACUUUAGCACACGAGCGAAAGAGGAUGAACUGAAUUGGGAUGACGCAAGGUUGAAAUGUCAGAGUCUUUCACCAGGAGCUGAUCUCCUAUCAGUGACAACACAAGAGGAACAUGAUUUCAUAAAAAUAAGAGUGAUGCACUUUUGGAAGAUACGAAUGACGUCGGAUGGUUGGUGGACUGGACUGAAUCGAGCUGACGUCGGGGCAACAUGGUAUUGGGGAGAGGGUAAUCCAGUCAGCAUGGGUUUCAUAGAUUGGAACCAGGAACCAAACAGUUAUGGCAGCAAACAUUUCUGCGCUAGGUUCUUCAGUGAGGGAGCAUAUGAGGACGAAGAUUGCAACGCUAGGCAGCCUUUCAUCUGUCAAGCCCCUGCCUCUGGCAGCCAAUGCCCACCAAAUUGGUUAUUAGCUGGGAGCUUCUGCCAUCUCCUUGUGCCACAGCCCGUCAAUUGGUACGCUGCUAGACAAUGGUGUAAAUCAAACAGUGGCGCCCCUGGUGCCACACUUGCAAAAAUCACAUCACAGCCUAUUCUGACUCAGUUGUCUCUACAACUUCAAGUUAGCAAUCCUCGCCAGAGCUGGUGGACGGCGUUAAAUGACGAAGACCAAGGGGACAGAUGCUUUCUCUGGUUCUGGGGCGAGGACGAGCCUGCCAAGAAAGAAUUGGUACAAUGGACUAAGGAGCCUCAGAACCUGAGCGGGAAUCAACACUGUGGCUUGAUUGCCUUCAACGGGGUAUACAUGGACUACGACUGCGACAGAUCAAAUGGAUUCAUAUGCAAAUAUCAAGGAAUUUGUCCGGACCAGGACGGAUGGUUUGAGCGACAGGGGUAUUGCUACUAUAUCAGCAGCAGGGUUGCCCCUGAUAUAUCUGACUGGGCGACUGCUGCUUCAAGGUGCCAAGUCUUUAACCCACAAGCUAAACUGCUCUGGGUGUCUGAUGAUGCUGAGAGGAUUUGGAUUCGAGAUAUUGUUGGAAUGGCGACCGUGAACUCCCCCACUUCUAAAUGGGUGUUCUGGUGGACAGGGUUGAAUGAUCUCAGUGGCCCAAAUAUGUGGAUGUGGAACCAAGACGGACCAGCAGACAUGACUGUAGUGGAUUGGAACAUGGAGCCGAAUGAAUUUGCUAUACCAUUCAGAGGUCGUUAUUGCGCGUCUAUUCAUAAACAGGGCACGUUCCAUGAAAAGGGAUGCUCUUCGUCUUCAAGUUACAUCUGCUCUAUGAAUGAAAAACCACAAGCUGGUCCAAUUGCUGGCAUUGCAGUGGGUACCAUUAUUGGAAUAAUUGCAUUAGGAAUCGCAAUAUAUUUUGGAUUCAAGAAAUACUACCAGAAAAAAGAUGGCACCUCGGAUAUACCAUUCAAAAAAGAUGGAGGAGAGACGAGUACUCCUGGUUUCGACAAUCAAAACUUCUCCGCAGGAUCAUCCGCGUGAAAAUGAUACAUUUAGUUAUUUUCUAAACUAUAUAACUGUUGUUACUAAACUACAUGUAUAUAAUAUAAUACAACGAUCGAUAUAUAGGAUUAAUAAACGUUUUAAACCGAGACCCUGGUUUUUUAUAUAGGUGUUCUUACCAACAAAGCGGAACUGCGCUGGUAUUUGAUUUGAUGACUAAUUACACAUGAAUGUC